Pochonia chlamydosporia 170 is the source of this 1362-nucleotide messenger RNA. RefSeq names its product mitochondrial AAA ATPase. Bases 1 to 1362 code for a protein of 453 amino acids. NCBI's taxonomy places the organism in Eukaryota, Fungi, Ascomycota, Sordariomycetes, Hypocreales, Clavicipitaceae. The transcript has a single exon. The record is from RefSeq and is a predicted model, not a curated record.
AUGAUCUUCUCCGACUUUUACAGAAGUCCUCGCUCGCCUUUGUCCAAGCUUCGCCUACACCAUCCCCAACUUCCCGUUCAGCUGCCUACGACACCCCCAGAGUGGGUUGCCGAUGAGUAUGCCGACCUCCUCAGCAAAGACAAAUCCAAACAAAAGGAUGCUGUGAAGCGCUACCUGACUGACAAAGUUCGCAAUGACUGGGAAUUCACCUGGCCCCCUGCCAUCCCCGAGGAAGGGUUGGUUUCUGAGCUUGACGAGCAACUUGCAGCCGUCGAGCUACCAAACCAUGACGUCCCUCCAACGCAAAACGCAGAGCCUCAGCCUAUUGCUAGUGAAGAAGAUGGAUAUAAAGGGGAGGAAGGCACGGAGCUCGACGAGUCCCAAUCUGAUAUUGGUCAAGGCAAUGCUAUUGACGAUGAUAAUGAUGACGCCGAGUCCGUGUACAGUGUAAUGUCAGAAGACGCAAUACACUACCGCCCCCGAACGGAAUGGACAUCGGAUCUGUCAGACGAUGAGGACUUACCGUCAAAAUCAUCACCCUUUCGCUUCGACAACCCGGAAUCCAUCCAGUCGACUGUUCAGGAAAUUGUCCAGGCAAAAAAGGCUCGUAGAAGACGUGCUCUGCGAGAAGAGAUGGGAUGGAAUGAGGGACUCGCCUGCUUUGAGGCACGCCGCAAUGCCUGGACUGCUGCGAAGACGGUUCGUGUUCGGAGCAAGCCUUUAACCACGCCUCCAGCAUCGCCACGAUCCCCAAGACGAUUCUUCUUCCGUCGCUCAAUGUCUGGGUCGCCACCGAAUCCCGCCGCCGCAGUGGUUUCCCAAACUGGGGAUAGCUGCGGUGCGAUAUCCGACUCUUCGUCCGUUUCAAAGGAUGCGGAAAAGGGCCUGCAGAAACAUCGAAGCACCGAUUCAUCCGCGUCUGACUCAACCAAGGGCUUUGUUUACCCCGUCGAGACCUUACUCCCCAUUGGACAACCACUACUGCCGCCUUCAAAUCCCCUGCGAGCUUCCAUUUCCCCAGCUGUUUACCUGAGCCUUUAUGACAAGGUCAUCUUGCACAACCUACAGCCGGCAUGCCCCAUAAAUCUGUCCGACAUGUUGCGGUCUUGUGUCGCCGGAUGGAAGCGAGAUGGCGAAUGGCCGCCUCGUGGAUCCGCACCCGAUCCAAUGCCGGGGUCCCGAAAGAAGAAGAAGAAGCCAUCCACUGCGACCAAUGACAAUAACGGAAACGGCGUUAGGCGCCUGAGUUUUGGAAUCCUUGGGCGUGACAGGGAUGAAGAGACCGGCACUAGCAAAGGCAUUCGACGCAGCCUGCAGAGAGCGCUUGGAAUUGGUGUCAUGGCUGGCAUGGGAGAGGCGUGA